AUGUCCGGUGAGUUUCCCUUUACGGCGAAGAUAGUCAGUCCUGUCAAGUGCAAUGAGAAACCUUGGGAUCUAUGGGUUAGUGAAAUAGGGCAUAUUUCGCCACGUCGUGACGAUGACGGCGGAGUGUUUACGACACCAGCGGCCGUGGACGCGAAGGGUGUCGCGUCCGUGCGGCGAGUGCACGACUCUCAUCCAUAUAAAUUGGCGGAUAGAGGACAGGCGAGGUAUAGACGCGCGGGCCUCAACCGCCUCAAGUAUGAGAGCAUGAGCCUCCAUGGACUCUUUCCACAGAUGGACAAUUUAAAUGCAGCUGUGUGUCACAUGUGUGGAGUGGUAGUGAAGUGUAGUGCAGCAUAUAGACAUUUACUGGAGUCCCACACAGGAUGUGAGCCUAUUCUCCCUCCACCGCCCCCAGCUCCCACUGUUAAGCUGAAAUCAGUGCCCAGCAGGAGCAGGCAUAAAAAGGAGGUACCACCGCCGCCUAUUCCUGUAGAUUUUCUCCCAGUGAAAAUGGAAACAUCCCCAGCACAUAAUGCAGCAACCCCACUAUCUAGGAUAGUGCUGCCACAGCCGGAAAUGCAAUAUGUGGAUGAGGCAAGUACAUCGGCAGCUGUAACAAGUGAAGUACAAGUGAGCAUGGAGAGUGGAGAGUUACCAGUUGUCAGUAUACAGGACACAGAGGACUUGCCCCUCGGUGAGAACAUUACAGAUGACAUAUUUGCAAUAAUGAAUUCUGAAGGAAUUCAAAGCGCCGAUGACAUCACAAAUGCUGCUGACUGGAAGAAUAUUAUAAGAGAUAUAGGAAACAUGCAGGAGAUUAAUUUUCCCCAAACCACCGAUACUGUGCAAUCACAAGACUUAUAUACUGCUGUAGAUGCAAACUCUCUUUAUACAAUAGCUGAUACUGAUUUAUCAAGUUUACAAUUUGCAAAUAACACAUCUCCAAUGCUAUCAUCUGUGAUAGAUACAAAUGUACUCAAUGCUCAAGCUUUAAAACCGGUGACACCUAGUACACCAUCGACUAAGUCGCAUUCAAGAUCAAAAACAAGUAAAUCCAAGUUUAACUUGCGAGAAUAUGAUCCGAACAAACACUGUGGUGUGGUAACUGCAGAGAACCCUAAGCCUUGCACAAGGUCCUUGACAUGUAAAGCUCAUGCAUUAUCAUUGCGGCGAACUGUGGAAGGAAGGUCGAAGCCCUUUGAUACCCUUUUAGCAGAACAUAGAGCUUCAAGAGAUGCUAGUGCAGCUACUUCUACUUCUGCGCCUGUAUCUCUCCAUGUACCUACAGUACAGCCAGCACCUCCUACGCCACUCAAUCUCCCACCACUCCUUGACACAAAUAUAGAUCUCAGUGCUUUUAAUGGGCUUACCACUGAACAGCAGGUCAAUGAUAUAUAUGCAAGCUUGCUCAAUGUCGAAGACCCUAACUCUGUACUCCCCGACACAUCAAGUAUAACCUCACUACUAAGUCAACCAUUGCCGCCGGGGCCCUUUCUGCUUCCUGAUGAUGCAGAUAUUCCAACUGAUGUUCCCAUUAUUAGUAUAGCAUCGCCGGUCGACCCUGUGCCCCCUGCAAAAGUAGACGAAAAACCUGAAGGUCCUCCACCAUUAGUUCCGACCGAUGUAUGUUGGUAUUCAUCAUGUCCAAGGCCUCUUGCAUUGUGUACCUUCAAUGCGUCACAUGCGGGAGGUGCCAUCACAUUAGGAAAAAAAUUUGCAACAGUCCGAAGUAAUAUCAAGUCAUCCCUCACACGGUCGUGCAAGUCAAGCAGUUCAGCAAACAAUUACUACUACCCAAAUGCAUUGUCUUUAUCAAAGUCUAUGCAUAUGAACAACUCAAGUAAAUCUAAUAAGCCUGAAGUGCGUAAACUUAUAGUGACGUGCAGUGCUACUAGUGGGGGGAAAGAUGUGCAGCAGACAUUGAGUGAUCUGUUUGGGAGUGUAGAAAUGAGGCAUACGCUAAACGGGCAUUUAGCACAUGUGGAGAGGAAACCUAGAUCUAGUUCAAUAAAGAGCUCCAAACGGCCAUCAGCGGCAGUGUUAGAUUUAGGUUUUCCUCUGGACCCUCUCCUAGCAGAUGAGAAAUGCUGA
Messenger RNA from Parnassius mnemosyne (clouded apollo), 2091 nucleotides. NCBI's taxonomy places the organism in Eukaryota, Metazoa, Arthropoda, Insecta, Lepidoptera, Papilionidae. The record is from the annotation of a GenBank genome assembly.